Messenger RNA from Suillus subalutaceus, 606 nucleotides. RefSeq lists its product as uncharacterized. NCBI's taxonomy places the organism in Eukaryota, Fungi, Basidiomycota, Agaricomycetes, Boletales, Suillaceae. The record is from RefSeq and is a predicted model, not a curated record. The transcript has 2 exons. Bases 1 to 606 code for a protein of 201 amino acids.
AUGUUUACAGUAAAGCAAGCAAGGCUAGUCAUCGCCACGUUGUUCCACUGGGUAAGGCGUCGCGACGUGGACAAGCUCAAUGCUAUCUGUAGCGGUGAUAAAGCGUGGCCCUUGCUCUCCACAUGGGCAACGCCGUUCUUACGAGACCAUCGGGACUCGUUGGAGUGGCGAUACGAACAUAAAGCGAUCGAUGGUCCUCGAGAAGGUACGAUCACAGGAAGGGUGCUCAUCGUAAAGCUGCCCACGCACGAAUUGUUGGCCACACAUGCAGAACGCAUAUAUGGUUUCCUUGCGCGAGUGCUACUCGUGCAGAAUGAUGGGCAAUGGGAUUGCCGAGCGUGGAUGAUCCAUGCACUUGCUGCACUACGAGCCAAUGGGAGCGACUUCAGCACGAUACUGGAUGUCACGAAUGGAUUUCAGGCGGACGGUGAAUUAAAAGCGUCGGGCGACAUGGCCAAGGAUCGCGUUCUGAAGAGGCGACCUAGCUGUGUUAGCGAUAUGCCGCGUAGCGAUAUGAAAGUUGAUCGAAAAUGUGUACCCGUAUUGAAGAUUAUCAAGAUCUAUUGUCGACAUGAAUUUAUCGACUGUAUCGACUUCUUGUUGUAG